Molecule: messenger RNA, 5176 nt
Organism: Rhipicephalus sanguineus (brown dog tick)
Lineage: Eukaryota; Metazoa; Arthropoda; Arachnida; Ixodida; Ixodidae
Gene: RabX4
Product: ras-related protein Rab-8A
Exons: 7
Coding region: 75-719 (214 amino acids)
Molecular function (GO): GTP binding; GTPase activity
Source: RefSeq, a predicted model, not a curated record
GUUCCCUUCGCUUUCCUCUCUCCCGGAGCAACACAUCGAUCCCGCUUCAAGCCCGCUUGUCAGUUGGGGCCAACAUGGCGGUGGACUUCACGGCCAUUUUCAAAAUCCUCGUCCUGGGAGACAGCAAUGUGGGCAAGACGUGCAUCGUACACCGAUUCUGCGACGAGCGCUUCUACGACACAUACAUCUCCACAAUCGGUAUUGACUUCAAGCAGAAGAUAAUCAACCUAGACGGUGUGCCAGUCAAGCUUCAAAUAUGGGACACGGCGGGCCAGGAGCGGUUCCGCACCCUGACCACGGCCUACUACCGAGGAGCCAUGGGCAUUUUAAUCAUGUACGACGUCACAAACAUGGAUUCAUUCAACCACCUUUCCUACUGGUUCAGGAAUAUCGAAGAGAACGCGUCACCUGAAGUGGUCAAAGUCCUUGUGGGAAACAAAUGUGACGCGACGCAUGCGCGCCAAGUGGAGAAGGACCGAGGAGAAAAGAUGGCUGAGAGCUUCGAGAUCCCGUUCUUCGAGUGCAGCUGCAAGCAGAACAUCAACAUCCAGGAGGCCUUCGUCACGCUCGCCAGGAAAAUCCGGGAGCAGAGGGAGCAGAGGGUGAUCGUCACUCCGCUACCGGGCAAGUUCGAAGACAGCGACCGGCUGCAGUGGGAGAAAGCGGACCUGAACCAGAACAGGCAGUCGCCGUCGGCACAGUACCGCUGCAACUGCUGAGUGACGCCGCCGCCUUCCGCGAAUCAAGCCGUUCUUCCUUCGUCGCCGCCUCCACCGCCAACGUCACCGAUGCCCGACUCGUAUUCAUUUCUGCGCUCCCGCCGCCUGCCGACAGCUGCAUGCUGCUGCAUUAUCCGCUGUAUCACACCACGCGGACCUUGGACUGAUGGACGGACUCGACGCCGCUGAGAAAGUGGAGAGCCUCGCUGGCGGAUCGGCUCAUCGCCCCUCAAGUGCAACGAUGCCUCUUUUCGGUUCCCACACUGACGCUUUACUAUGUACACGCCGCAAGGACGAUACUGUUAAACGGAUGAGUUCGUUCGGGCGCUCUUGCGCUACGAAUACGCGUUCAGAUAUGUGUGUGUGUGUGUUUACGCUUAGCAUUUCCUUUCAACGUGCUGCGAUCGUGGAGAAAGCUGACGCCGACCGUGUUACUGUGUAAUUAAAGAGAGUCGCGAACCAUCAUAACAAAACUCUGAGGUAAGGGCGUUCGAAUAGUGAAAUUUCCGAAUAGGAAACGAAUGUUCGGAGAGUACCCUGUUUCGAACGCAAGAGCAAAUGUCGACACAAAUUUAUGUUUCCUAAUACAGAUAAAUAGACUUUAAAUUAAAGUAUAGACGGCGAAAAGGGAAACUUACAUUGGCAACUGAUAUAAUUAUAUUAAAGUGAAGCUUUACAAUCAGCAAAAAAUAAUUAACUGUCAUUAUAUUUCCUGGUUGGUACAAUGAUUAUUUAAAACAGUUUACACGCGUUCCUUUUUCUUUCUUUUUUUGUGUUAAUCACAUUUCAGUGACCUCCUCGAUGACGGACAUAAGAUAUAACACAGACACACAUCAUGUUUGAGAGAGUGUGCUGCACAUUGAUUAAGAUAUGUUUAUUCGACGCCAUUGGAGAUAUUGACAACUUUCAUAGCCGGCUAUAUAGCGCUAUAUACUCGUCAUACGACAGAACGGAAAUGACACGAAAGAGACGGAGGAAAGCAAUAUCGACUUUCCAGCCCUGACAGGACAUUGACACGCGUAUAUGCAACGUGCACAGAAACACAGCGUCUUCACGCAGAGCCAAACAGCAAGACCGGUGAGGUGCUCUGUGGACAUUUUGUAUACUUCCGGCAUAGGCUCGCGUGCUUCCGAGUUCGUGCGUCCAUGUAGAGAACAUUACGUCACGUUCAUCCAGAUAAGUCUUUGCGUUCCAGCGUUGAACGGCAAGGCCACUGUUCAGAGUCCUUGGCUUCCUGCCUUAGCCUCCUUCUUUGCACGGACGCGCGUCAAGAAAGGCAGUUGUCCUUGGCGUUGUGUUCGUGAGGAGCGAAAUUGCAGUUUGCAUUAGGCCGUCGCGUACCUAUACAAUUAUUCGCCUCACUUCACCCCCGGUCACAAAUAUAGCCUCCUUUGCGGCGCAUGCAGUACAUGAAUCAAUGUGGUUUACACGUUCUAGUAAAAUAGGUCAGACUGGACUACAAUGCACGCGUUGCUCAGUGUUUGUACAAGCACUAUGGAGAUUACUGUCGCUAAGAUUGAAUUUAUUUAUAGUAGAUGAUGCAAAACAUAAAUAUGACAGUGUAUUGAAUAUGUGUUGACUGCAUAUGGCGAUCAUUAUCCAGAUAUGACUUUGUCGCAUCUGAGAUUCAAUGACUUCGCUCUGGCAAGAGCGAAGUCAUUGUCAGUGUUUCUAGCAAGACAACAACUUAUAAUGGUAUAAUUUCCUGGUCAGCUUUAAAAUGAUAAUAAAAAAGUCUACGUCGUUGCUAAUGCGGGUCGGUCAGCUUUGAAUUCCUAAUCGUCUACAUGCUGGCAAUUAAGGUGCACGUUAGCAAAGCGAUGACGCGCAGAAUCACAUGAACCGGCAAAUCAGAUUGCGUUAUGACGCAGGGAAUUAUAAGCCAGCAGCACGCGACAGGGGCCCGGUUGCUUCGAGGACGUGAGGCCGUCUUUAUAGACCACACACUUAUUUGCAAAGGCUACAGCUACGGCGAAGGUGACACAGACCGUUUUGCGCCAACUUUCACACCCUGUUUUCACUGCAACGUAUAUUCCCGACCAAAAAAUGCAUACACUGGAUGUCUGCAAGGCGGAAGCUGAGUUGUGACACCGCUCUAGGCGAGCGGCAUUGCCGCCUUAAGCGCUUAGCAGGCCCCGAUAAGUAUCCUUGAUAACGUCAAGCGCUCUCUCGGCUCAAGUAUGGUCAUUCAUGUUGUGACGCUCCGCGCAGGUCAAAGUGGACAGUUGUCGCUGCUAUAGCGACGCAAGCCGACGACUACUGUAUGUAUAAUGGACGAGCGACUUCGAGAUUACCGCAAAUAACCAGUGUAUAACAACUGCAGCCUCGUCGUGGUUUCGCAGAAUAGUUGUUGUUGAAAGCGUUAUACUUAAACGGCGGAGCUAGGUGGCGCAGUUGUGCCACGCCAUAGAUACAACGUGGCGCAGACAAUGUGUACCGUAUAGUUUGUUAUAUAUGCGUGAUCUUGUUUGGUGUGGACCAUUUCUUGUACAAAGUGUGAUACUUUUUGCGUACAAUACGACAAAAGAUAUAUAUAAUAUAUAAUAAUAACCGAUUUGUGUUCGCCGAGCCACGAGCCCAGGGGCGGAAUCUUGUACACGUACAUAUGGUUCGGUCUUUGUUCGGUUUCGGCACACGCGCUCGGUCACAAGUCGGCUACCUACAUCGAAUAGCCGCCUUCUGGCCAAUCGCGACAGCUGAAAACGAGCUUUAGAAAGCCGAACAAAUACGGAACGUGCACGAGGUUCUCUUUCGAACGCUCGGUCCCUAGCCCGCGCGCUUGGCCAGAAGCCACCUAUCGUCGUCGUCGAAAGGCUGGCUUCUGGGCUUCUGGCCAAUCGCGUGCGCGAAAAGCGAACGUUCGAAAACCGAGUGUACGAGAUUCGUGUUCGAACGUUCGGUUAGGGUGUCUGCAAGUUACCCUGUAGUUCGGUCUUGGCUCGCGCACUUGGCCAGAAGCAAGCUAUCUUCGUCGAACAUCUGGCUUCUGGCCAAGCGAACGUUCGAAAACCGAACAAACAUCGAACGUGUGCAUGAGUCCGCCUCCGGAUGAGGACUCACAGCGAUGGUGUAUGGACUCGCUCUUGCGAGCACAGCGGAUUCGCUGUGCGCACGGUACAUGGUCAAAGACUGUAAAUACGCUUUCCAGUUCGUUAACGAGGUUUGCUUGACGAAAUGGGCGAUUCGUGAGAUUUUCCAGCCGCACCGCUGCUUUCUCUAUAAUGAUAUUGAAAGUAAAAUCAAGCGGAAACUGAGCUGAGCUUUAGCCAAGCUAAAAGUGUUGCUUUCAUACUGUGCCAAGAUCCCGUACUAUGAGUCUAUUCCUGGUGGUUGUUCUUCAACAACGAGCAUAGGCGUGCGCAGGGUUCCCCAUUAGGGGGGGGGGAGGCGAAGGUUCAUCGCAGCGUCCCCCCCACCCUACUAAGUCCAUGUAUGGGGCAGCUUUUGCGUCUCCCCCUGCCGCCCCCCUGCCCCCCUCCCCACUGUGCGCACGCCAUGAACUGGCAAGGAGGCAAACGUGAAUCUGAAGCCACGCAGGCGGGCCUUUGUAUACGGGGUCGAAGCGGUGCUUCGCCCCGUGGCUCGUUGCAGUGAAGCUUGAAAGGAGCAGUUUUAAAUAGGAGCUGACUAAUAUUACGGCCUCUUGAAAAACGCGUAAGCCUUGUAAGUAUUUGUAUAAUGGCGAGUUAAGCCGUAAUGUAACUUCUAUUCACCUCGCUACAUUUGAUGGUGUUCACUUUGACACUAGCUAAGCACCUCUCAGCGUGGAGCUUAAAAUACAGGUAAAAAGAAGAGGGUGCUAGUGCACUAAGUAAACGCACAGGUUUUUUUUUCUUCUUCUUUCUUUUUCUGCUAGAACAAGUAGUAAACUUGCCGUAUAGUACGCGCUGCAUGCUGGAAGGCAUUGUUAACUGUCAAUUUAUAAUCGCCCUCUUUUUUUAAGAAUAUCCGCGCACGAAGAAAAAAAAAAAUAAAAAGCUCGCCGGAUAAAAUCUUAACUGUUUAUUAUGCUACCGACGACGCACGAUGUAAGUGUUUGAAUACGACGAAAGCGAAUGCGUCUUUUCAUGUGUAUAAAAAUGCUGUAGUUCAUGCCAAAGCAACUUCCAAAGAAACGGUUAAACUAAAAGAAUGUUACUUUACCAAAAAAUUGUAUACAAUUCUAUAUUGUGGAACACUUUCUAUUUGUCACAUAUGUUACUCGGAAUACGCAGGACAUACCGUAUGUUCCAAGGUAUACGUCUUCAUCAAUUUUGUCGCUAGCGGGUAAGAUGUUUUCGGCUAUUGCUGCGAAUGUAAAACAGGACAGAGUGAUAACAGCAUUUUUUCUGUCAUUUUCUUUGUUUUCUUCCCUGUACACUUUGGUUAUUCUGUUUGCAAGUUUUAUUACUGGGUGUAGACCAGUGAACUGAAACUCCGUGUGAUCGCUCGGUUGAAUAAAGAAUACAAUAUGUGAA